Messenger RNA from Knipowitschia caucasica, 1932 nucleotides. NCBI's taxonomy places the organism in Eukaryota, Metazoa, Chordata, Actinopteri, Gobiiformes, Gobiidae. The record is from the annotation of a GenBank genome assembly.
AUGACUGCUGUGGUACCUGUGGUACCUGUGGUACCUGUGCACCUGUGGUACCUGUGCACCUGUGGUACCUGUGCACCUGUGGUACCUGUGGUACCUGUGGUACCUGUGCACCUGUGGUACCUGUGGUACCUGUGGUACCUGUGGUACCUGUGCACCUGUGGUACCUGUGGUACCUGUGCACCUGUGGUACCUGUGGUACCUGUGCACCUGUGGUACCUGUGCACCUGCGGUACCUGUGUACCUGUGGUACCUGUGUACCUGUGGUACCUGUGGUACCUGUGUACCUGUGGUACCUGUGUACCUGUGGUACCUGUGCACCUGCGGUACCUGUGGUACCUGUGGUACCUGUGCACCUGUGGUACCUGUGCACCUGUGGUACCUGUGUACCUGUGGUACCUGCGGUACCUGUGCACCUGCGAUACCUGUGCACCUGCGGUACCUGUGCACCUGCGGUACCUGUGUACCUGCGGUACCUGUGCACCUGUGGUACCUGUGCACCUGUGGUACCUGUGGUACCUGUGCACCUGUGGUACCUGUGCACCUGUGGUACCUGUGUACCUGUGGUACCUGUGCACCUGUGGUACCUGUGCACCUGUGGUACCUGUGCACCUGUGGAAGCGGUCGUCGUCGCGUGGUCGCUCCGGGAGCCGCUCCAAAAGCCGCUCUCCGGAUAAAAGAUCAAAGAAAGAGGAGAGAGACCGCGGGCGAAGAGAGCGCACACGCAGCAGAGAGCGCCGCCGCUCACGCUCCAGAGACCGCAAACGUCCCCGACGGUCGAGGAGCAGAGACAGACGCAGGAGUCGGGAUCGAAGAAGCCGAGGGAAGAGGUCUCGAUCUGGGAGCAAGGGCCGCAAGACAGACGACAAUAAAGAGAAGGAGACAGAGUCUGCGUCUGGACAGAAGAAAGUCAAAGAGGAGAAGGAGGACGAGAAAGUGGUGGAUCAGGACUUUGACCAGAACAAGCUGGAGGAGGAGAUGAGGAAGAGGAAGGAGCGUGUGGAGAAGUGGAGGGAGGAGCAGAGGAAGAAGGCCAUCGAGAACAUCGGGGAGAUCAAGAAGGAGCUGGAGGAGAUGAAGCAGGGCAAGAAGUGGAGCCUGGAGGACGACGACGACGAUGACGACGACACCUCGGCCCCGAUGGAGGCAGACGAUGAAGAGGAGGGGGAGGGGAAGGAGCCGAAGGAUAAGGAGAGUAAGGAGGAGGUGCCAGAGGGAGGAGAGCUGGAGAAGGAGGUGGUGAUGGAGCAGGAGGACGAGGAGGACGACGUGGACCCACUGGACGCCUACAUGGAGGAGGUCAAGCAGGAGGUCAAGAAGUUCAACAUGGGAGGAGUCAACGACAAGGCCAAAGGAGCCAUGAUGGUGACGAAGGUGGUGACUGUGGUGAAGACAAAGAAAGGUCUGAACGUCCACAAGAAGAAAGGAGAACUGAUGGAGAACGACCAGGACGCCAUGGAGUACUCGUCAGAGGAGGAGGAGGUGGACCUGCAGACCGCUCUGACGGGUUUUCAGACCAAACAGAGGAAGGUUCUGGAGCCGGUGGACCACAAGAAGAUAGAGUACGAGCCGUAUCGGAAGAACUUCUACGUGGAGGUCCCUGAGCUCGCCAAGAUGACCCCUGACGAGGUGAUAAUGCUGCGGUCGGAGCUGGAGGGGAUCAUAGUGAAAGGCAAAGGUUGUCCCAAACCGAUCCGGACCUGGGUCCAGUGUGGAGUCUCCAUGAAGAUCCUCACUGCACUCAAGAAACAUAACUAUGAGAAGCCGACCCCGAUCCAGGCCCAGGCCAUCCCCGCCAUCAUGUCGGGCCGUGACCUCAUUGGCAUCGCCAAAACAGGAAGUGGCAAAACCAUCGCCUUCCUGCUGCCCAUGUUCAGACACAUCAUGGACCAGCGCCCCCUAGAGGAGGCCGAGGGGCCCAUCUACGUCCACUAG